AUGCUCUUCAACUUGGGCAUGACUGCUGAUGCCGCCGCGGCGCAUAAUAGUGAUCUCGUCGCUUCGAAAUCCGACAUACACUCCUCCCUGCCGUCGCGUCAGUCUUCUUCUUCUCGACCGUUUUCGUUCGGAACCUUGCCAGUCUGCGGAUUAGGCAAUCUAUAUAGCAAGGACAAGAUCCCAGAUCCCGAGAUACCCCGCCUGGAACAGCGAUACUCCAUGCCGCUUACCGCUCUGGAGCGGUUAUCGUCGAGCGAUGACGACCGGUAUUCUCAUACGGGCCCAUUGCCAGCUCGACCCCAAUUUUCGUAUCAGAAGUCGUCCAGGCCACCGGCUGUGCGCUCAAAAACCACGUACCAGUUAGCGCAUCCGGCAAUCAAUGCGCGUCAGGCGCGGCUCAGACUCCGACCAAAGCUUCUCCUCCAACUCCAGCGAGUGUCCCCGACCUCACGGCCGGUCCCCGUCUACGACGUUGUGCCAUCGACCGUGUUCAAGAAUAGAUUAGCCCGAAAGGUCCCGGCGAUCCUGCGUGGCAAGAAAGGCCUGGGCCCAAACGAUUUGAUUGUGACCACGAGCGAUCUAUACGAACGGACCGGGAUCGACCCGACAGAGAGGAGUCUGAGCUCGGAUGACGAGAAUGGCGACCACCGGGAGGUUGUGGCGACCAUUUGCCAACUGUUCAAAGAGGACGCCCUGUCCAAGGGCAAAGCAGAGAUUUGCCUGAACACGGGUUCGGUGUGGGAAGCGACGCCGCUUCCCAACGGAUCGUACGAGUUUGCGGCCAACACCGACGCGGGAAUUUUGAUUGUACGAUGGGUACGGCGCGGACAAAAAAAGCGUCGCGUAUCCGCGCCCCCCGGCUCGCUGGAACAGGAAGACACCAAACGCUUCACCUUUAGUGUCAUUAAUCCCAACACUCGCCGCCAUCCUGUUAUUGCAUGCAUGACCCGGAACCACCUGGAAGUGCAUGACCGCUACGCAAUGCCACCAAACUCCACCGCCCCAUCCUCCCCUACCGCUAUGUCGGUUAUCAGUGAUGCUUCGGAGUUGGAUGCCCCAUUAGACCAGAAUCUGAUCGAGACCGACGAAAACACCCGCCUGCUCAUUAUCAUGACUAGUAUCUGGGUUGCGUUUCGGGAGGGUUGGUCACUUAAUUUUCGGUAUAAUGACUCCAACUGCAAGCCGACCCCUAAAACAUCGAAACCAGCCUCGACCACAGACGGCGAUAGUGUCCCCGGCGGAAAAGACCACAAGCCCGGUCCAGAAGUCACCACCAACGCAAAUCGGCGAGUAACCAUCUCCAGUGCCUUGCCCACUCAACAACCAACGGUCGAACGAUCGAUCAGAUAUGGUAGCCUAUCCAAGCGCUCCAAUUCCACUGGCGCCGCAUUCAUUGAACGGUCCAAUCGACGAACGUCUGGGGUGAAUGGCAGACCCCAUCGUCACAGUAUGUUCUCGAGCCCUCGUCCAUCCUUCGACGAAGCGUCGGAUUCCGUAUCUGUCGCUCGGAGCUCGGGAUGCUGCAGGUCGCGAUCUCAACACGUGAGAGCUGACGCGGAAGAUAUGAAGGACGACUUGCCACCUACUCGUGUUCCCAUCCAUCCCGAGGAAACACCUGCUUCGCAACCACGUCAACUCGAAACGUCUCAGCCCCCUGACGAUCAAGUGGGAUCGGGAAGAACCAAAGGAAAGCGUCGACAUCGUUUCAGCAAUCUUUUCGAUUUUUUCGUCCGACGGGGACACCAUCAUCAAUCAUAG
This is a messenger RNA of Aspergillus ochraceoroseus IBT 24754, 1758 nucleotides long. RefSeq lists its product as uncharacterized. The transcript has a single exon. The record is from RefSeq and is a predicted model, not a curated record. Bases 1 to 1758 code for a protein of 585 amino acids. NCBI's taxonomy places the organism in Eukaryota, Fungi, Ascomycota, Eurotiomycetes, Eurotiales, Aspergillaceae.